AUGAGGAUUAUUUGCAGACAGCUUGUCUUGUUGUUUUCUGGAUUUUGGGGACUUGCAAUGGGCGCUUUUCCUAGCAGCGUGCAAAUAGGUGGUCUCUUCAUCAGAAACACAGAUCAGGAAUAUACUGCUUUUCGAUUAGCAAUUUUUCUUCACAACACCAGCCCCAAUGCAUCUGAAGCACCUUUUAAUUUGGUUCCUCACGUAGACAACAUUGAAACAGCAAAUAGCUUCGCUGUAACAAAUGCCUUCUGCUCCCAGUACUCACGAGGAGUUUUUGCCAUUUUUGGACUGUACGAUAAAAGAUCAGUACACACCUUGACCUCAUUCUGCAGCGCCUUGCACAUCUCCCUCAUCACACCCAGUUUCCCCACUGAGGGCGAGAGCCAGUUUGUGCUGCAACUGAGGCCUUCCUUACAAGGAGCGUUGCUAAGUUUGCUUGGUCAUUAUAAAUGGAACCGCUUUGUCUUCCUUUAUGACACGGAUAGGGGUUACUCAAUACUUCAAGCUAUUAUGGAAACAGCAGGAGAAAAAAGCUGGCAAGUUAGUGCCAUAUGUGUGGAGAAUUUUAACGAUGCAAGUUACAGGCAGCUUUUAGAAGACUUGGACCGGAGACAAGAAAAGAAAUUCGUAAUAGACUGCGAAAUAGAGAGGCUUCAGAAUCUCUUAGAACAGAUUGUGAGUGUUGGAAAACAUGUUAAAGGCUACCAUUACAUCCUUGCAAAUCUGGGAUUCAAAGAUAUUUCCCUGGAGAGGUUUAUGCAUGGAGGAGCCAACAUCACAGGGUUUCAGUUAGUGGACUUCAAUACACCAAUGGUAGCUAAACUCAUGCAGCGAUGGAAGAAACUGGACCAGAGAGAAUACCCAGGAUCAGAAACUCCUCCUAAGUAUACCUCUGCUCUGACUUAUGAUGGAGUACUUGUGAUGGCUGAGACUUUCCGAAAUCUUAGAAGGCAGAAAAUAGAUAUUUCUCGAAGAGGUAAUGCUGGGGAUUGUCUUGCAAAUCCAGCUGCACCAUGGAGCCAAGGAAUUGACAUGGAGAGGACACUGAAACAGGUUCGAAUACAAGGACUUACUGGAAAUGUUCAGUUUGACCAUUAUGGUCGCAGAGUCAACUAUUCGAUGGAUGUAUUUGAACUGAAGAACACAGGUCCUCGAAAGAUUGGUUACUGGAAUGACAUGGAUAAAUUAGUCUUGAUUCAACAUGAGCCUACAAUGGGCAAUGACACAUCUGCUCUUGAGAACAGAACUGUAAUUGUAACUACAAUUAUGGAAGCCCCAUAUGUUAUGUGGAAAAAAAACAGAGAAUUGUUUGAAGGGAAUGAGAAGUAUGAAGGUUACUGUGUAGACCUGGCAUCAGAAAUUGCAAAGCAUAUUGGCAUCAAGUACAAAAUUGCUAUUGUCCCUGAUGGAAAAUACGGAGCAAGGGAUCCACAGACAAAAAUCUGGAAUGGGAUGGUGGGAGAGCUUGUAUAUGGGAAAGCAGAGAUUGCAGUUGCACCUCUGACCAUCACUUUGGUGCGUGAGGAGGUUAUCGAUUUUUCUAAGCCCUUUAUGAGUCUUGGCAUAUCCAUUAUGAUCAAAAAGCCCCAGAAAUCUAAGCCAGGAGUUUUUUCCUUCCUGGACCCCUUGGCCUAUGAGAUUUGGAUGUGCAUAGUCUUUGCCUACAUUGGGGUCAGUGUUGUCCUAUUCCUGGUGAGCAGGUUUAGUCCAUACGAAUGGCAUACAGAAGAACCAGAGGAUGGUAGAGAAGGACCCAGUGACCAACCUCCUAAUGAAUUUGGCAUCUUCAACAGUCUGUGGUUUUCCCUGGGUGCCUUUAUGCAGCAAGGAUGUGAUAUUUCACCCAGGUCUCUCUCAGGUCGCAUAGUUGGAGGUGUGUGGUGGUUCUUCACGCUGAUCAUAAUUUCAUCAUAUACCGCUAAUCUUGCUGCUUUCUUGACUGUUGAGCGAAUGGUCUCGCCCAUAGAAAGUGCAGAAGACCUUGCGAAGCAAACAGAAAUUGCAUAUGGGACACUGGAUUCUGGUUCAACAAAAGAAUUCUUCAGAAGAUCUAAAAUAGCAGUAUAUGAAAAGAUGUGGGCAUACAUGAGCACAACAGAUCCGUCAGUAUUCGCUAGGACUACAGCUGAGGGUGUUGCCCGUGUUCGCAAGUCCAAGGGCAAGUUUGCCUUCCUCCUGGAAUCCACCAUGAAUGAAUACAUUGAACAGCGAAAGCCAUGUGACACCAUGAAAGUGGGAGGAAAUCUGGAUUCGAAAGGCUAUGGAGUAGCCACACCAAAGGGUUCUUCAUUAAGGUGGGUGGAAUAA
Messenger RNA from Python bivittatus (Burmese python), 2307 nucleotides. The record is from RefSeq and is a predicted model, not a curated record. Lineage: Eukaryota; Metazoa; Chordata; Lepidosauria; Squamata; Pythonidae.